Messenger RNA from Eruca vesicaria subsp. sativa (arugula), 1422 nucleotides. Lineage: Eukaryota; Viridiplantae; Streptophyta; Magnoliopsida; Brassicales; Brassicaceae. The record is from the annotation of a GenBank genome assembly.
AUGAAGGAGAAGAAAAAAGAUGUAAUCAGAUUGGAGAGAGAAGCUGUGAUCCCAAUUCUAAAACACAAGCUCACCACUGCUUUGUCCCUUCACUUUGCAGAGAAAUACGAGAGAGAUGAGUUCCUGAGAUUCUGCCAGAGAGUGGAAUGCACUAUUAGAGCUUGGUACCACCUUCACUUUGAGGAUCUUAUGCAAUUGUAUUCACUCUUUGAGCCAGUCCGUGGCGCCCACAGGCUUCAACAACAGAAUCUAUCUCCUGAUGAGAUUGAUGUUCUUGAACACCAAUUUCUUCAACACUUAUUCGAGGUCAUGGAGAAGAGCAACUUCAAAGUAAUAACCAAUGAAGAGAUAGAAGUAGCCCUCUCUGCACAGUAUCGUCUCAAUCUUCCUAUUGUAGUUAAUGAAGCUAAGCUUGAUACAAAGUUGUUGACAAGAUUCUUCUCCAAGUUUCCCCGCCAUGACCUUCCUCAUUUCGCUGAUAAGUUUAAAAAGAAUAAUAUAUGGGAAGAAGGAAACAGUAUUGAAACAGAGAAAGAUAGUUUAUACAUUGAAAGAAUCCGCAUAGAGAAGCUGAAGCUCAGUCUCUCAAACUUGAUGAGCAAGAUAACCAUACAAGAGCCUACAUUUGAGAGAAUCAUUGUAGUAUACAGGAGAGUUUCAGGGAAGAGAGAAACAGAAAGGAACAUAUAUGUGAAACACUUCAAAAGCAUUCCAAUGGCUGAUAUGGAAAUAGUACUUCCAGAGAAGAAAAAUCCAGGUCUUACACCUUUGGACUGGGUCAAGUUUCUUGUCUCUGCUGCCAUUGGACUGGUCACAGUGGUAAGUUCAGUGAGCCUGAAAAAAACUGACAUCAGAGUCAUUGCUGCCAUACUUAGCACGGUCGUGGCAUACUGCGUUAAAACCUAUUUCACGUUUCAGAGAAACUUAGUAGAUUAUCAAAGCCUUAUUACAAGAUCUGUAUAUGAUAAGCAGCUAGACAGUGGAAGAGGAACUCUGCUUCACUUGUGUGAUGAAGUCAUCCAACAAGAGGUUAAAGAGGUCAUCAUUUCAUUCUACAUGCUGAUAAAGCAAGAUCAUUCCACGAGCAAGGAAGAACUUGACAUGCAAUGUGAAACAUUCAUCAAAGAAGAGUUCAACGAAAGUUGUAACUUUGAUGUGGAUGAUGCUGUCAAGAAGCUUGAGAAGCUUGGACUUGUCUCUCGUGAUUCAGAAGACAAGUAUAGAUGCGUGAGUAUGAAAGAAGCAAAUGAUAUAAUGGGAACAACAACAGAAGAGAUGGUACUCAAGGCAAGAGGUGGUGGCGACUAUGAAGAUGAAGAGGUAGCAGAUAAUGAGCCUCAAAUAACUCCUGAAGAUGAACUCAACGCAAAGGAACAACGUUACCAAUCUAAGUUAACCGAGUUUGAGACCUUGUGGAUGUAA